[Torrubiella] hemipterigena is the source of this 3181-nucleotide messenger RNA. Lineage: Eukaryota; Fungi; Ascomycota; Sordariomycetes; Hypocreales; Clavicipitaceae. The record is from the annotation of a GenBank genome assembly.
UUCCUCUCCUUCUUCUUCUGCCUUCUGUUUUAUCCAGACGAAUACACUGGCCAUAUUGUUUCUAUGCUUAGAGCCUCGAUUUAUUUAUCCGCCGUUGGAUCACUAUUCUAUUUUUAAUCACAUGCAUCUAGCUUGAUGGAGUAGAUCCCACCGCGCUUUGAUUACACGGACCUCUUCCACAAGCCUCGUCAUCCGCCCCCGUCCCGCCCAACGGACUUUUUUUUGACACAACCCGUCGCAUCCGCCGUUGACAGUUGGCCUUCUUCUAAUAUCCUUCCUAACAACUGCGAAGCGAAACAGCAACCGCUACAGAUUGACUUGCGCUUCACUUCCUCGUUACUGCCUCGACAUAUGAGCACCCGGCCUCCCGCAAGCAGCAAUUCGGCUGCGUCGACGUCCUCACCGAUACGACUCGCUACUAAGGCUUCUGCAGCAAGCCCUAAGCUCAACAACGACAUGGAGAUGGGUGCGGUACAGGCGGGCGAUGCCCCUGCCGUAGCACCCGAGGACGACAUUAUGCAGCUUGCCAGACUCGGUGACGUCUCUGCCAUGGAGCAGCUCUUCGCAAAGGGUGAGCAUGAUGCGACAUACACUGAUGACGAGGGAAUCACACCUCUGCACUGGGCAGCCAUUAACAACCAGUACGCAAUGUGUAAAUUCCUCAUUGAGCACGGCGCUGAGCUCAACAAAAAGGGCGGCGAGUCGAUCGCAACACCGCUCCAAUGGGCCGCGCAACGGUGCCAUUACUACACCGUCAACCUGCUCCUCCAGCAUGGUGCUGAUCCCCUCAUCACCGACGCCCAAGGCUACAACACACUGCACAUCUCGACCUUUAACGGCAAUGUCAUGCUCAUUACUCUCCUCCUCCACCAGGGCAUCCCUGUUGACGUUCUCGACAGCUAUGGCCAUACAUCGCUGAUGUGGGCUGCGUACAAGGGAUAUCCUCAGCUGGUAGACCUCUAUCUUCGAUGGGGCGCUAGUGUGCACGCAACGGACGAGCAGGGCUUUACCGGGCUGCAUUGGGCUCUCGUCAAGGGCAACCCGGCGUGUAUCCUGAAGAUGGUUGAAUACGGUGCCGAUCGAUUCGCAAAGACAGAAACUGGCAAGACCCCAGCCAUUACGGCAAGCGAACUCAAUACCCAACAUGCUUGGCAUCGUGCCUUAAAGGAAUGUGGUUUCGAUGAAGAUGGCCAUCCGGCUAUGCCUCCAUGGCCUGGUGCGGCAUACUUCCUUAAAGACAAGCGCCAAUUUGUAACCCGAUUCUUAUACUUUUGUCCCUUUGUUUUGGUUUGGGCUAUUAUUGCUAUCAUGGCGAACGCGCCUAUCUUCCUGGGAAUUCCUUUCUCAGCCAUUGUUGGCUACGGCAUUAUCUUUUGCGCGAAGCAAGUGUUGGACUAUGCGCCGUCAGACAUGCGCUCCUUUCAUAAAACACCUUGGCUUCCUGGUAUCUUCUCCGGCACCCUCUUCCUCACCGGCUGCAACUGGGUAUGGACGGUGCUGCCGAAGACCGCACUCAACAAAGAAAGCCCUCACUACCUGCUGAAUAUCCUGUUCAUGGCUGCGUUCCUCCUUACCGCUUUUUUCUACUUUGCUGCCAUGCGAUACGACCCUGGAUUCGUUCCCAAACUAAACGGCAUUGCUGAGCAGCGCGCUGUUAUUGACGAAUUACUCAAAGAGUGGAAAUACGACGAGGCCAACUUUUGCACAACUUGUGUGAUUCGCACACCUCUUCGUAGCAAGCACUGCAAGCGCUGCCAGCGUUGCGUUGCCAAGCAUGACCACCAUUGCCCCUGGGUCUAUAACUGCAUCGGCGUCAACAACCACCGACACUUUGUGCUAUACUUGGUAUCUCUUAUUAGCGGUAUCUUCCUAUACGACUGGCUCAUUUACGACUACUUUAACAUCGUGUCGCCAAACGCUCCCGAAACAUGCAACCUCCUCGGUGCUACCAUGUGCAAGCUCCUGAACGCAGAUUCGUACACCUUCAUUCUGGCUAUCUGGAUCACACUGCAGCUCAUUUGGGUGGUCAUGCUCAUUGCCACUCAGCUUAUUCAAGUUUCUCGUGCUAUGACCACAUAUGAGAACAUGAUGGGCAUUAAUUCCGGCAGAUCAAUGGCCCCGACGGCGUUUUCUUCCACUGGCGCACCCCUCGACCCGAACCACGCGACACUCCCCGAGGCCCCUUCAACGGCGAACGCUGGACCGAGACAACAAAAGGGCGGCAUGUUCAAGCAAUGGGGUCGUCUUCUGGGUGUCGACCCCUUCAUCGAGACGAUCACAGGUCGCGGUGCUGCGACUGGCAAGAACCGCCGCAAGAAGAAGAACCCAUACAGCAGAGGCUGCAUUCUCAACUGCAAGGACUUUUGGUUCGACCCAGCCCCCGUCUUUGGUGAGCGAGAAAACGGCAGCGCGUUGCUCGGUGGUGGUAAGGUUGACUACACUGCCAUGUAUGAAAGCCCUACGAUGAUGCGCAUCAAUGGUAUGAGAGGUAGAGGUGGCUACGAGUCGGUAGCCACGGAAGAGGAGGCCGAGGCCGAGGAGGUUUAGACUAGCCAUUGAGUGAGAAUGGUUAAACAAGCAAACAUUGGGACGGCGCGCAGUUAUUUAUCUCGAGGAGUUGGUAUGGCGAACGGGCGACCUGAAAAUAGCGUCAUCAUGCGCAGUACGAGUGAUGAGCCCUUUAUUCUUAUACAUACAUACAACCGUGCGUGUAAUUAUAGACUGUAAUAUUGAAACAUGACAUUGUAUUCAUUCAUUCAUCAUCCUCUGCUGUUGUACAUAAACGCUCAUUGUAUGUGUUGUGUCGUUUGUGAUUUGCUGGCGUAUAGCUUUGUCCAGUCUCUAGCUGUUUGAUAAUAUGCCUCAUUAUCAGCUUUAUACACGCCUGCGGCCUCCAUGUUAAUCGCGUUAUCCUCUUCUACGGAUGACAAUUGCAACCGGAUAUUUGUGAGAACUAAGCGGUUAGCAACCAGGGACAUAUGAAUCACGCUGACAUACCAUUUGAUACCAGAUUGAUCGGCUGCCACUUCUCCAUCAAGAAUUCCAUGCAAAUGAUGCCGCUGUCGCUGAUAUUGACAUGAUAUAUUUUAGUAGUGAAGUUGAUUUUGGGCUGGCGAAAGGGAUAGUCUGCUGGAAAGACAAUGUCUAUGUGAAAGAACCCGCCUGAAUAUGGAGAGUCGUC